CUUUUUGUUCACAAUGAUGCUCAACUCAUCAAUCUCAUUUGUGGCGAUCUUGUGUGUUUUUGCUUCAUCCUCUGCACAAGACGUCUGCGGUCCUGACACGGAGAGCUGCAGCAGUACAGAUCACAAUGGAGGAAAAACAAACGUCACUUGUCUGCACACUUGUGGAAACAAACAAUAUAACAUCUCUGAAGCUUUAUGCUGCAAUGGUACGCUAAUUUGUGGAUUGAGCAGACUGGUUGCAGACUGCUGUGAAUCCAACGCCUUCAAUCCUUUAAAUGAGAUGUGCUGUAAUGGUAGAAUUUGUGAAAUAACCAAUAUCAAAAAUAGGUCAUGUGUCCCAGAUGGGAAUGAAAGCAAAUCUUCAGAUUCUGGAAGCACUGAGUCCAAGAAUAAUUGUACCCCAGUUCUGCAGUGUGGAUCAAAAACCUACGACCCUUUAACACAAAUGUGUUGCUCAGGCAGCAUAUAUAAGUUAUCACCACUAAACAAGUGCUGUGGUACAAAAGCCUACAGCAUUUCUGAAAAGGUGCUAUGCUGUAAUGGGACCCUUCAUAAAAAUGUACCUGAAAACUCACAGUGUGUUGGAGGAUAUAUGUAUAUGGAAAACCAGACAAUCAUGACUUAUGACACAAAUGUGUCCAUCAAAGUCAAUAGGAAAGCCGAGUGCUGUGGAAAGCUCCCAGUGGGGAAGGAUCAAACUUGCUGUUCAUCAUCAAGUCAUGCCAUGCUUUAUAAAACCAAUCUAGCAAACAGUUGCUGUGGGGAUCGUUAUUACAACAGGGCCCUAUGGGGCUGCUGCGCUGGAGAUCUCACACCAACACUAAAGAAAGACUGCCCUGCAGACAACAGACUUAAGAUGAUAAAAGACCUGAUCCCCAUCAUGUGCAAUGAAAGAGUGGUCUUUGGAAAGGUGGAAAGUGUUGCGCUUCAAAAUCUUGUCAAUCGUACCAUCUGGCUUAGAGUUGUGAGGGAGGUCAGUGUUCCUCACUGUGAAUCUUUGCAUCUGGUGUCGCUGGAUCACUGCUGCUCUCCCGCCCUAGAGAUUGGCGAGACCUACCUCUGGAAGAAAAAUGGCACUGAGUUCAAGCCUAUCUCUCUUCCUAUUGGUCAAGCCUCUGACAUUCACUUUUUUUUUGCUGUUUGUAACAAGGUAAAUGAAAACAUUUGUGAUGUCUAGUAAAUUCAUGCUAUAUAUAACAUUAUAGCUUACAGCAUAAUAUAUUAUAUUCAGUUCAGAUGACCUACUACAUAAUGUUUAUUUUAUCCCAUAACUGCAUUAAACCAUAUUUUUCCUUUAGAAAUGUUAAAGUCCAUUUAGCUACUUUUAAAAUGUGAACACCCGCAGAAAGGGAAAUCUUUAGAGAAAAUUCAGGGGAUAAAAUAAAUAUUGCUCAGAGCUUGCUCUUUUAUAUCAUAUGCGAUUUGAGUUCUCAGUUGUUUCGUUUUAACACUUAAAGGCUGUCGUGUUUGUUUCUCCUAAAAUUGCUUGGGACAAACAACUGUUGACACAGUAUAUUAAGAAUAUGAAACCACAAACUUAGAUUGUACAGCUAAUAUAAUGUGGUGUUGGAUACGUAUGAAUCUAUUUUGUUUUUGUUUGAAUGUACCUUGAAAUCUUCGAUAUCAAAAGAUUUGCAAGAUUUACACAUUUAAGUGUCUUGGCAAAUUUGCACUCCUACAAAAUAACGUUGUUACAUAAUGCCAUGGAACUCUUUUUGCCACAAUGGUUCCAAAAACAACAAAAGGUAUUGGUAAAGUGUUAGAGGGUUCUUAAGACCAUAAAAGGAAAGAAACCAAUUAUUUUAAGAACCGUGGUCUAAAUGGUUUAUUUGAGAACCAAAAAUGGAACUUCUAUUGCAUUGAAGAACCCUUUGUUGUGUCUUUAUUUAUCAUUCAUAAUCUGUUUUUGUUGCACUAUAUGUUAUUUGAAACAAAAAGAAUGUGAAAGAAUCCACAGACUUUGAGAAGGUUCUGUGGCACUUCUCAUGUGGCAUUGCUGAAUAGAACCCUUUGGCACCUUUAUUUUCACAAGUGCAAGGCACAGGAAGUUUUUAUUUUAUUUAAAUAUCAUUGCUGUCUAGGGUAACAGCUGAGAUAUUAAAGAUAUGUCACUUGUGAUUUUUAUUUCAGGUAGAUUCAGCAAUUUUUAUCCAGUUCUAGAAGAAUAUGUUUCUAAAUUUAAUGUUAAUGUGCAGUAUCAUUUUGUAUAUUGCAAAAUGUACUGUGUGACAUAAGAAUUAUCAUCAUGUACUGUAAUAUGAUAUUUUAUCAGUCUCAGGUCCAAUUUACUGUCCUUGUUCAGAUUUUGAAUGGUUUAAUAACCCUUUAUAUUUAAAAACUCAAAGGUGCUUUCAACAUCAUGUGAUCAUUUUGAGUAAAUGUGUGUGUUAAAUUUGCUUUCUCAAAGGCCUUUUAAAACUAAUUUAAUUAUGGAUUGACAGUAAUUUAACAAUAAGCUUUUUUUUCAAGAAAUUUACUUAUUAUUGCCAAACAUAUAUUAUAUAUUAUCUAUGCCCUUGUGCUACCUUUAUACUCUUUUAAAGAUAAGCUUAUCACACAAUUGCUAUAUUACGUGUGUGACCACAAAUGCUUUAUACCACUUGUACCUGUAUAACAUUUAGACAUCGAAUUAUGCAAAAGCGUAUUGCCUUGGACACGGCAAUUUUUUUGCUGUUUACUGUACUGUACUGUAUAUCAUAUUUGUUCUCAAAUAAAAUGUGUGUUGAAACUGAA
Molecule: messenger RNA, 2733 nt
Organism: Triplophysa dalaica
Lineage: Eukaryota; Metazoa; Chordata; Actinopteri; Cypriniformes; Nemacheilidae
Product: galaxin
Exons: 10
Coding region: 14-1177 (387 amino acids)
Source: RefSeq, a predicted model, not a curated record